Messenger RNA from Fomitiporia mediterranea MF3/22, 1801 nucleotides. RefSeq names its product Cu-oxidase-domain-containing protein (gene Fmlcc5). Gene Ontology annotation, molecular function: oxidoreductase activity; copper ion binding. Lineage: Eukaryota; Fungi; Basidiomycota; Agaricomycetes; Hymenochaetales; Hymenochaetaceae. The record is from RefSeq and is a predicted model, not a curated record. Bases 1 to 1563 code for a protein of 520 amino acids. The transcript has 22 exons.
AUGUCCAAACUCGCCUUUGCGUCGUCGCUACUACUAGCUCUAACGCACCAGGCGCAUUCAGCCAUCGUUACCCAAUCCCUCGAACUCACUAAUGCUGAUGUGUCCCCGGACGGCUAUACGCGCUCCGCUGUCCUAGCCAACGCACAGUUACCAGGCCCUUUGAUUUCUGCGAACGCUAGUGACACGUUCCAAAUCAACGUCACGGAUAGUCUUACGGAUACUACGAUGUACCGGGGCACUUCAAUCCAUUGGCAUGGUCUAUUCCAAAAGGGAACCGCAAUGGACGACGGUGUCGCAUGGGUAACACAGUGUCCAAUUAUCCCAGGAAAUUCUUUCCUUUACAACUUCACGGUCGCUAAUCAAACGGGAACCUAUUGGUAUCAUAGUCAUGUGGGGACGCAGUACUGCGACGGUUUGCGUGGACCACUUGUCAUUUAUGAUCCGGAUGACCCUCUUACGGAUUUGUAUGAUGUCGAUGAUGAAACGACCGUCAUUACUCUCGCGGACUGGUAUCACAACGUAUCAAAUGUCCUCUUCCCGAAUACGGGCAAUGUUGAUCCCACACCCGAUGCUACUCUCAUCAAUGGCCUUGGCCGGUACUCUGGAGGGCCAACAGACUCGUCCCUCGCCGUUUUGAAUGUCACACAAGGACAACGAUACCGCUUCCGUAUCGUUAGCUUGAGUUGCUACCCUUCCUUCACGUUCCAGAUUGAUGGACACAAUCUGACGGUCAUAGAGGCUGAUGGCAUCGAGACGGAGUCAGUGGAGGUUAACUCCCUCGUCAUUUACCCUGGACAACGCUACUCGGUCGUCCUGAAUGCCACUCAGGAUGUUGGGAACUACUGGAUCCGCGCCGAGCCGAGCCAGGGUACUACUGGCUUCACAAAUGGAAUCAACUCCGCCAUCUUACGAUACUCCGGCGCUGAUGAUGAGGAGCCUACCACCAUCGAGAAUACCGAAGGGACGCAGCUCGAUGAGGCAGACCUUGCACCAUUGGUCAAUCCAGGAGCACCAGGUGAAGCGGUUGCAGGAGGAGUGGACUAUGCCUUGAAUCUUGAUAUCGCCCUGAACCUGACAAGCGGUGCUCACAUGGUCAACGAUGUAGAAUGGGUCAAUCCUACCAUCCCUGUUUUGCUUCAAGUCCUUUCUGGAACAACAAGUGCUUCAGAUCUCCUACCGUCCGGAUCUAUCUACGCGCUUCCUGGUAAUAGCACCAUUGAGAUCUCCAUGCCCGGAGGAGCUUCGCACCCGAUGCAUUUGCACGGACACAACUUCGACGUUGUUCGUGUGGCAGGCAGCGACGAGUACAACUAUGUCAACCCUCCUCGUCGAGACGUUGUCAACAUUGGUGUGGCGACUGACAAUGUGACCAUCCGCUUCACCACCGACAACUCCGGCCCGUGGUUCCUGCACUGCCAUAUUGACUGGCAUCUCGCUGCUGGACUGGCUGUCGUAAUGGUUGAGGAUGCUGAUGAUAUUGCAUCUGCAGACCCUGUUACUGACGCUUGGAGUGCUCUUUGCCCCGAGUACUCUGCAGCGGACCCAGAUACCGCAUUUGAAUGAGCAGUUCUCCUUAAUCCCUCAACGAAUCGCAUCCGCUCCGGUGUCGAAAAUAUCGGGGUCACUGCAUGAUAAACUUGGACGUUCAUCCAUUCGCACUUACGAUCUCUGGGUAAUCCGUUUACGAUGGCCGACGAGGACGCAUUAAUUGAUAAUGUCUUUCCGACUUUGUUCACUCUUUUGAUUUUGUCUUCGCAUACAACUUGUCUAAAUAUCUAACUAAUCUGAAAAUAAGAUAGUG